AUCAUAAUAUAGUGCUAGAGUUAAUUUGUCCUAUUAGAAAUACAAUUUCAAAUGCAAUGAAAAUAAACGAGAAAAACAUGGUAGCUUUUGCAACUUCGGCAACACCAGUGGAUCGUGAAGGCUGGUUAUACAAACGUGGUGAAUUGAAUCGUGGUUAUCAAAAAAGAUGGUUUGUUCUCAAAGGAAAUAUAUUAUUUUAUUUCGAUCGACGCGGUGACAAAGAACCAGUUGGUAUGAUAGUUCUUGAAGGUUGUACUAUUGAAUUGGCAGAAGAUGAGGAACAAUUUGGUUUUCAAAUUGUAUUUCAUGGUCCAAAUAAUAGAAAUUAUGCUCUUGCAGCAGAAUCUCAAGAAUCUAUGGAGCAAUGGAUGAAAGCUUUAGCAUGUGCAAGCUAUGAUUAUAUGAAGUUAAUGGUAGCAGAUUUACAAAGACAAUUGGAUGCUGCAGAAGAAGAAACAACAAUGGUGGUAGCUCCUUCACAAUCUCCUAAAGCUCCACCAAGGCAACGACAUAAUCCUUUUAAUAGAUCAGAAUUUCAUCAUCGUUCACAGAGUGUUAGAUCUGCUCCUGGAAGAACAGAAAAUGUUCCAAGAACAAGGAUAACAUUCCGUGAAUUGCAUAAUAUGUAUGGUAGAAGAAUUUUAGCUGAUUUAAAUGAAUGGAGACACACAAGGAAAGCUGCUGAAGCUCCCUUGAUCAGUUUUUAAU
This is a messenger RNA of Apis dorsata (giant honeybee), 708 nucleotides long. Its product is annotated as sesquipedalian-1-like. Gene Ontology annotation, cellular component: trans-Golgi network; early endosome; recycling endosome. The coding region runs from base 57 to 707 and encodes 216 amino acids. The record is from RefSeq and is a predicted model, not a curated record. Gene Ontology annotation, biological process: endosome organization; receptor recycling; retrograde transport, endosome to Golgi. The transcript has 3 exons. NCBI's taxonomy places the organism in Eukaryota, Metazoa, Arthropoda, Insecta, Hymenoptera, Apidae.